Messenger RNA from Nilaparvata lugens (brown planthopper), 1736 nucleotides. RefSeq names its product testis-specific serine/threonine-protein kinase 1. Gene Ontology annotation, biological process: microtubule cytoskeleton organization; intracellular signal transduction; protein phosphorylation. Gene Ontology annotation, cellular component: cytoplasm. Lineage: Eukaryota; Metazoa; Arthropoda; Insecta; Hemiptera; Delphacidae. The record is from RefSeq and is a predicted model, not a curated record. The transcript is spliced from 7 exons. Gene Ontology annotation, molecular function: protein serine/threonine kinase activity; ATP binding; tau-protein kinase activity. Bases 209 to 1396 code for a protein of 395 amino acids.
UUUACUAUGAUGUGUUAAACAUGAUUCAAAAUAUUGAUUGGGUUUUAGCUAAACAAAACAAAAAAGUAAAUAAUAUAUUGUUAACAGUGUUGCUAUGGGAUGUUAUUGAUCAGUUUUAAGUUUUACGUUCCCAAGUUUUAUGAAUUUAAAUCGUAAGUUUUUUAGUUGUUUCGAACGCACAUUUGAAUUUUAAAAUUCUAACAUAGUAAUGACCACUGCAGCUCUUUCACCUUCAGAAGAGGCUACACUUUCAAAUCGUGGCCAUCGUAUAGUGAAGAAACUUGGUGAGGGUUCUUAUGCCCAGGUGUACCUGCUUGACCAUGAAAGAAGCGACGGCUCGAACCAGAGGAUUCAACUGGCCUGUAAACUAGUGGACGCCAGUAAGGCCCCCAAGGACUUCGUGCGCAAGUUCCUGCCUCGCGAACUUGAUAUUCUGGUUCGUCUGAAUCACCCGCACAUCAUACAUGUUCACAGCAUUUUCCAGAAACGGCAUAAAUAUUUUAUAGUAAUGAGGUUUGCUGAGAAUGGAGACCUUCUUGAGUACGUGCUGAGUCAUGGUGAAGUGAGCGAGGAACGUAGUCGAUUCUGGAUCCGGCAAAUGGCGUUGGCAGUCCAAUAUCUGCAUGAAAUGGGUAUCGCGCACAGGGACCUCAAGUGUGAGAACAUACUCAUCACCGAAUUGCUCAAUGUCAAAUUGGCCGACUUCGGAUUUGCUCGAUUUGUCAUCGACGAGACAGGUUCUCCAAUCCUAAGUGCUACCUACUGCGGCUCAUUGACUUAUGCUGCUCCAGAGGUGUUGAGAGGCCUCCCCUAUGACCCCAAGAUAUCGGACAUGUGGUCGCUGGGAGUCAUCCUAUAUGUUAUGCUCAACAAGUCGAUGCCUUACGACGAUGCCAAUGUCAAAAAGAUGUACGAACGCCAGAUGAACAAACGGGUCAAAUUCAGGACAAAGGUAGUGGACAAACUGUCCACACAGGUCAAGUCGACGACUUUCGCGAUGCUGGAGCCGAUGACGACCAAGCGCAUGACAGUGGAUCAGCUGAUCGGUGGCGAGUGGGUGGCCAUGGACUCCAAGCUGCGCGCCAUGAAUGCGCAGGAGCGCAGCGCACUCGAACAGGCGCGCGCCACAUUCGCGGCAAUGCAGGAGAAGGCAGCUGCCGCCCGAUAUGUCGCUCAGAUGCAGUCGACACUGUCAACCCCUCCACCGCCUGUGGAGCGACAGACGAGCGCACGCACCCAGAACGCAGUCAUUCAGGAGGCGAUCAACGCCGACCAGGCCGGUCUCUCUAACCUCAACGUCAUCUUGCCGACUCAGCAGCCAAUGGCAGACAGCUCCCGCAUCAACACCACGCAAGACGCAGACCGGCCCAGCAACAAUGCGUCUGCAGUUCUGUGAAUGGACAAGUUUCGGGAAUGCAUUCUAAAUUGUAGAGUGGACAAGUUAGAAGUUUUAUGAAUUCAUACUAAAUUGUUGAGUGGACAAGUUAUAGAAGUUUCAUAUGAAUUCAUACUAAAUUGUUGAGUGGACAAGUUAUUGCAGUUUUAAAACGGAGUGGGCGGACAAGUUUAAAGUCUUCAUUUAAAAUUGAGGAGUGGACAAGUUGAAAGCUUCCAUGAAUGCAUUUAUGAAUAUUGUGGAGCAGAUAAAUCAUUGAAGUUUUAAAUGGAGUGGACACAAGUUGAAAGUUAUUUAUGAAUUCACACGAAAAUUUUUAGUAUACAAGGUAUAGAAGUUU